Molecule: messenger RNA, 5126 nt
Organism: Anolis carolinensis (green anole)
Lineage: Eukaryota; Metazoa; Chordata; Lepidosauria; Squamata; Anolidae
Exons: 23
Coding region: 192-2822 (876 amino acids)
Cellular component (GO): cytoplasm
Source: RefSeq, a predicted model, not a curated record
CGCAAGCAAAAUUUAUGGAAUAGGAUCACGACUUUCCAAAUCAGGACUACACAAUCAAACAGGAAGACACACUUUCGUGCCAGGAACAGAACUUUAUUAUGACUUUUUAGAGGCUGCGUGGCCACCCGUGCAGACAGGUUUGGUAGUGGACUUGUGCCUGGGAACUACAGGGCGAUGUUCCUGGGUUAUGCAUGUCUGUUCCUGAUCGCUUUUAUCCUAAAGGCCUGGGGAAAGUGGAUUACAGGGCAAAAACUUUGUCCUGGCAAGAGAAACAUCGCCACCCACCCACUGUGGCACACAAAGUUUGGGUCUCAUGGCCCCUGAGUCCACCCUUCAGAGCAGAAGAGCAGAAAAGGAAGAUGCAUGGGGCCACUCUUCCUUGCUUCCAUCCUGCUGGGGGCCCCUCCCUUCCAGGAGCAUCUCCAGGCUGCGGGUUGUUUUCCUUUGAAAAGGUUCCGUUCUUGCCAUGGAGACCGAGGGUUCUGAGAAGCCUCAAGUCAGUUGGCGCUGGCAUUGCCUUCCUGAGCACCAAGAUGGGCAGAGAGCACUCCAGACAGCUCCCACUGAGGCCAGCCGGGAGUGAUGCCUCUGCGCCAGAAGUCCCUCCGCGUGCCCCCCGAUGGACGGCCCUGGACUCGUGGUUCAGGAAGGUCAGGACGAGGCGCUCGCUUCGCCGCGUGAGCCCCGAAAACGUAGCUGUUCCUGUGGAUCCUCCAAGUCCUCCGGAGACACAAGGAACGCGCGCGGAGGCGCCCUCUCCCCGGACGCUGAUAAUUGAAGUGAGGCCAGCGUCCAAGUUUCUGGGGAGAGAGAAGCUCCCCUGGGAGGCUAGCAGCCUUCAGGCGGAGCGUAAGAACCAGACCUCAGAGAGUGCAGAGAGCAGCUUCCUCUCGGAGCAAAUCCUGACUUCACCAAAGGACAAACAACCCAUAGAGUUGGGUUCAAAGGAAGUUGGGAUCCCUUCGGAGGUCCUGGAGGAGGGGGCGGCCCGGGCCCUCGAUACAGAGAGUGUCCAUGAGCCCCCUCUGAAGACAUCGACGGACUCCGAAGCGGCAACGCUGGCUGACAUCCCCAGCCUGGAGGAUGAGGUGUGGGACCCUCUCCCCAGUACAAGCAGCUCCGUAGGACCCGGCGAAGAUGAAGAUCCUGCCCUGCACCCGAGGAGAUGGUCCUCCCUGGACCCAGAACAGGCAAAACAACACCUACACCAUCUUUGCCUGCUGGUCUGCAGUUCCUCCUCUGCAGAGGUCACGCAGGCAGUGGAUUACGUGGCCCGAAAACAUCUAAAGAUGGCCACGGACCACUUUCUGGAGUCCGGCGGGAGGGCAUGUGGUGAAUUAGUAAGCGCCGUACUCAAUUCACCAUAUUGUUGCCUGGAAGCGGCGCUGGACCUGUUCCUGGCCAAGGUAAAGGAGGGACCUUGGCUGGCCCAGGAGGGCGAGGAACAGGGCAGCCCUACUUUUGAUGCGGUUACGGCAAGAGCGACGCGGGCCAUCGGCGGGAUCGUCAGACACAUCAGGGACAGCACGCGCCUGGAGGGGUGGUUCCUGGAGCUUCUGCUCGCCUUGGUGACCAACUUCAUCGAGGUCACAAGGCCUGGGUUGGAGGCACCCAGCAGGAACCGGAGCAACAGCUACGUUCCUCCAGAAGAACUGGCGAAUAUCAUCAUCGUGCUAGUGAAGAGGGUGGCACCGAAGUCCUUCAACAGGACCUCCGAGUGGAUGCUAGAAGACGACCCAAGCAUCUGCCCCGAGGGGAUAGCCCUCCAGUUGCGGAGCCUCCUCAAGUCCUCCUCCUCCCUAGUCCAGCACCUGCAUUCCAUCUGGGAGAAAGAAGCGCCGCUGGAGCAUUCGGCCGGCGUGGUGGCCUUCUACGUCCAGCUGCUGAAGAUCGGCCAGCGCCCACACUCCUCGGAGAAGACCUGGGCACUGCUGACGGCCUGGCUUCAACAUCAUAGCCUGGCCGUCCAACAUCAGAGCAGGCAGGGCCUUCUCCUGCUCUGCGAGACAUACUGGGAGACCAUGGGCCUUCAGGAACUCCUAGACGGCAUCAUCGGCGGAAUGCAAUCACCGCACACUAACAUCGCCAUGGAGUUCCUGAACCUGGCUGGCCAGCUGGAGCCCCUGCUGCAUAUUGAAGACCGGGCCCUUGCGAAGGUUCACCUAACUGCCACAUGCCGCCGCCUCUUCCACCAUGAGGCGGCCAACAUCCGAACGGCAGCCCUCGAAUGCUUCCGGCAUUUCAUCUGGCGCCCGGGACAUCCUCUUCAGGAGCGUCAAACCAUCAGUGACCUCCUGGUGGUGCUGAUGCAUGUGGAGGAUGAGGAUGAGGAGGUGGCCAAGACUGCGAGGGAGACCCUCAGGGAGGUGGCGGACGUCCUGAAUUGGCACCUGAAGGACAGCGUUCUGGCGGAGGACACCUUCAGCUUGCAGGAGCUGCUGCAUAAGAUCUCCAAGCGCCUGAUCCAUCAUUGCCGCCCCAGGAAAGAGUUGGAGGAACAGGUGUAUGGCUGCCUCCGUAUCUUUAAAAGCCAACGUCCAUCGGCUAGAAAGGUGGCAGCCAUGUUAGUCGGCCACAUUCUGCACAAGAACUACAAGAUGUGUGCCGACAGGAACCUCUACACCUACCACGCCUGGCUGAUCAACCUCCUUGAAGACCAUGACCCUGAAGUCAGGCGAGUUGGCAGGGAGACUAAGACCAUCCUUGCCAGGGUCACUGCCCUACACCACCGACACGGGCUGCGGGCUGCUCUUCGGCGCUUGGCGGCUCCCUGCAGGCGGGAGAGGUACCCCCCAGAGUACGCCAAGAGGCCACCCGCCUGAUGGACUGGAACACCACGAUCCCACGAGCGCCCGCCCGGAACACCUCCGCUCCAGCUGUGCCGCAUCACCAAAGGGAAGUAGCGUUCAGGAGGUGGGAGUCUGCCCAGCCCUGGCCCAGGGAAGCCCUGCCCCCCCCCCCCCCACACACACACACAGAGAAGCCCCGCUCCCAUUCUGGGCCCCAUUGUCACCCUGGGGCCCUUGGGAGCAGAGCAGAGCAGAGCAGAGCAGAGCAGAGCAGAGAAGGAAGACCACCUAGGCCCCUCUGCUGUGCUCUGUUCUGUUCUUUUCUGUGUGGGAUUUGGGGGCCUGGAGGGGAGGGGCCACCACCUGCACCCUGGGCCUUCCUCUUCCACCUGGGCUGGGCCCCUGCCUCCUUUGACCUACGCCCCCUCCCUGACCCCUCCCUCUCGGCCUGGGAUGCCACCACCGCCCCCUCCCUCCCUCCCUUCUCCAAGGUGGCAUCCCACCAAGGGCGCUUCUCCCUCCCUCUUGCCCACCCAGAUGUGCCACCCCUCCUCCCCUCCCUCCUCCUUCCCCCCCAAACAACCCCAUUGCCCCCUCCUCUGUCCCCACCCCAUCCAAAGGGUCAAGGGGAGGGGCAGGGGGUCUCAGCCCCUCCAUCUGUCCAGGCAUCUCGGGAGGCUCAGCUCCAUUUGGGGAAAGGUGGCCAUUUCUCCAUCCAUGGUGCUGUGUCUCCCGAUGGGCUGAGAUCCCCCUUGGGUUCCCCUUGCCCCCCCCCCCCCGGCCUCUCUGCUCACCUGGAUUCACCCGGAAGGAGGCCUGGCUGCUGGGAGCCAAUAAGGAGGAGGAGGAGGGGUGGCGGACUCUAUUGACACCACUCUGCGCUUCUUGCAGGGCCACUCCAGAUGGAUGAAGAAAGGGACAGUGACCUUCGUGGGAACACCGAGGGACACACCAUCAAAGGACCCUGGUCAUCGAGGGACAUGCCAUCAAGGGACCCGGGCCCUGACCUUCGAGGGACCUUGACCACCGAGGGACAGUUGACAUCAAAGGACCCUGGUCAUCGAGGGACGUAACAACAAGGGUGCCGGGCCCUGACCUUCGAGGGACCGUGACCAUCGAGGGACACGUAACAUCCAUGGACCCUGACUGGCGCCUGCAGGAAGAAGACAGAAGACAGGACUUCUUUAUUUGUUUUAUUGUUAAAUUUUAAAAUGUGUAUGUACUUUUUUAAAAAUGUGUAUGUGCUGUUUUUAAAAUGUGUAUGUUUUUAAUAUAUUUAUUAUUGUCUUGUGUGGGAGAGGAUUCCACUCCCCUGGGAAGAGCCGCCCUUGAGCAGCUCAGUGAAAGAAACCCCCCACUCUCGGUUUAUUGUAAUUUAAAAUUAUAUCAUUAUAUUAUUUAAUGUAGAAUUAGAAUAAAUGUAAUACUUUAUUUUUAAUUUAGCAUUUUCCAUAUUAUUUAAUGUGUAAUUAGAAUAAAUAUAGCCUUUUCCUUUUAAUUUAGCAUUUUCCAUAUUAUUUAAUGUGUUAUUAGAAUAAAUAUAACCUUUUCCUUUUAAUUUAGCAUUUUCCAUGAAUUCCUUUGGGGAGGGAGACCCAAACUCAGGCCCCAUCAACACUGACCCUUUCAUGCAGGUUGAACUGCGUAUGAGGCUGGGUUUAUACUGCCUUCUAUCCCAGGACCUGAUCCCAGAUUGUCUGCUUAUUAUGAGUCUGGGAAAAACAGAUAGUCUGGGAUCAGAUCCUUGGAUAUAUAGGGCAGUAUAGAUCCAACCUGAAUAUAUUAUACAGUUCAAACUGCAUGAAAUGACAGUGUAGAUAAGGCUGUCGGCCCCAUCUAAACUGCCAUAUAAUCCUGCUUCAGAAUGCAUAUUAACUGUAUUUCAAAAUGGAUUAUAUGGCAGUUUAGACAAGGCCUAAGAAGAAGAAGUUAGAGAAGAUGAUAGUACUAAAGUGUAGGGGAGAUCGACACUGUCCUAUUUCACAGGAUCUGAUCCCAGAUUAUCUGCUUUAAACUGGAUUAUUUGAGUCUACACUGCCAAAUAAUCUGGGAUCAGAUCCUGGGGUAAGGGGCAGUGUGGAAGGGAAUGUAGUUGGUGCAAAUAUAGUCCUGGGCUUACAGUGGGGGAAGGCCUAGGCUUCUCUGGCGGAGGGUUCCCAAGGCCCUCCUCCCUCCACUGCAAAUCCUAGGACUUUCAGCUCAGCGUUGGAGAAGAACUGCCCUUGAACCGAACGAUGAGAGUAUCCCUUAUGCUCUGUUUUUUGUAGUUUACCUUCUAUGAUUGUAUCGUAUAAUGUUGUAGUAUUUAAUAGAAUAAAUGUACUGCUUUAUUUUUAA